CGUCGCGUUGGAAAAGGAGGCGAAGAUGAUCGAUUACCUUCACGAGUUCGUGAAGGCACGCGUUGCAGACACUCGCAAUGCUUGCGAGUUUGCCCGCACCACCGGCGAACAAAACUGGGAUCCCAAACGUGACAGUCGACGGAGAAACCUGGUAUUCGCUGUGCUCAAUGGGUACCACGGUGCACCCAGGGAGUCUGUCUCGCACUUCCUAAGAAGGUUGGAGCACGUUUACUUCACGCUGACCGAACCGCUCACUCUCGAAAACUACAAGUCACGGUUUGACGAGGAGGACCCUUUCGACGCUGACGACAUGGAGGAGCUGAGCGACUCCGAAACCUUCGAUUUCGAGUCCAUGCCACUUCCUUGGGUGGUUGGACAGGUUGGUGAUGAAGAGGAAGGUGGCCCUCGGAGAUAUAGGACGUCCCAUGCCGGUUUGAAGCGUGUGUUUCGGGGCGAACCAAUCGACGACCAAUCGUCUGAUGACGGGGAGGAAGAGAGAGACUAUGAUCACGAACCUUGUGACAGACUCCCUGUGGACCAUGACACCUGGCAGAAUGACAGACUCUACUUCUUCGGCAAGCAUCACCGGUUCACGUCAGAGGAUGUCUGGGGACACAACGUCGUCUGGCACCCGAGGAUAUUCCAACCUGCUGUGAGGAAUGGAAUAUGGUUCAUGGCAAUAAAGGAUGCCGAUGGCAAGUGGAGUGGACUGAAGAGACUGGGAGCGGAUGCAUUUAAGAGAAAGGCAAGAACUGCUCUGGUGGAGCAAUUGAGUCUCAUGAACCCCGAGAGGAACGAUCAGGACGUCGAUGCGUAUGCAGAACAAAAGCUACAUGAGUUGUACGCCAACAACAUUUUGGAGUUUCGAGCGCCUUUCUACGCACUCGAAACGGCACCGUCUCGCGGCAUUGACAGGCGCAUGUCGCAACCUCCGCCGGCCGGUCAGCAUCCGGUAGGGGGUGGUGGAGGAGAUGAAGGAGACGGCGGAGGUGGUGGAGGAGACGGCUCACAGUUUGCCGGAAAGGGGAUGGGCGAGACAUCGUCGGUUGAGAAGGCGUCCGGCGGAAAGGGGUCGGGCGGAAAGGGGUCGGGCGGGAAGGGGUCAGGCGGGAAGGGGUCGGGCGGAAGCGUAGAACGCCUGGGAGUCCCCAACUCGAGACGGCGGUCUCGCGACGUGCUGGAGGAGCCCGCUCCAGGAGUGUUGGAGACCGGGGGUAGCGAGAACGAACGUCACACUCCUGGGGAAGACGAGCGCUCUCCGGGAACGCGUGCUGUACAUCGGGAAGAGGAGACUCAACGCUGGCAGUCCCGCAAAGUGUUGGAGACCGGGGGUAGCGAGUGUGAACGUCAUGCUUCGGAGGGUGCGUCCGUGGACACUGACUGCGAGAGUGCAGGAGCUCCGGGGGAAACACAUGUUGUACAGCGAGGAGAGGAGACUCGACACGGGCCGGCUCGUGAAGACAUGAAGUGGCUCCACGCACGAGCGCUGGUGAUCGGGACGUCCGAAGAGGUUCUGCACAGUCGCUCGGUUGUGGCCACGACGCGAGAGGGUGUCGUUAAGGGAGGUAAGUGGACCUCCGUGCAAGCUCCCGUUCUUGGCGACGAUGAAGACGAAGAAGAACCCACGGUGGAAGCUCAGGUUCAUGGCGAUGAGAAAGGCGGUGAGGUGACUGUCGACAUCCGGACGGAUCCACAGCGGAAAAAUGGUGAUUCUUCGCCCACCCGUUGCGGUGAAGAACAGGGUGGUCGAGCGUCUGUCCUGAGCACCGCUCGAGGAAUGGUGCUUCAUGAAGUCAUACAGUUGGGUGACGACUCGACAGCCACCGAGCUGGUUAGCGACUCAGGCGUGGCCGAGAUGUAGAACGUCGAAUCCUCCGUGGAAGGCGGUGAGGUGGCCGUCAGCAUCAAGAUGGAUCCAGAGCG
Molecule: messenger RNA, 1923 nt
Organism: Chara braunii
Lineage: Eukaryota; Viridiplantae; Streptophyta; Charophyceae; Charales; Characeae
Source: the annotation of a GenBank genome assembly